Molecule: messenger RNA, 2937 nt
Organism: Cutaneotrichosporon cavernicola
Lineage: Eukaryota; Fungi; Basidiomycota; Tremellomycetes; Trichosporonales; Trichosporonaceae
Exons: 7
Coding region: 1-2937 (978 amino acids)
Source: RefSeq, a predicted model, not a curated record
AUGGCUUCCCGAGAGUCGUUUCGACGACCUAGCCGCGUUGUCCACCACCACCAACUGUCAAGAGCCUUGCUGACACCGCCUCUCCUUCCCAGCCUCGACUCAUUCGUUGCCGCAGUGACGUCCACACCGCCCUUCUCCCCUUUCAACUCCUCGCCAACCGAUUUCCACACGUUCAGCCACUCACAGCGCGUGGUUGACCCAACGACAGGGUUCUUCCCAACUGACCCGCUGUUCACCGAGCCCCAAGGGGCCAGCGGGGUGAAAGAAGACGUCUGGUUAGGAGGAACCGGGCAAUCGACCUCCCCUUCCUCACCCUUCACCAUAGAAUCACAAACAGAUUCUCAGGCUGGGGGAGGGGACUAUUACCCCCCGGCGUCUGAGAGCAACCCCAGCGAUUCGCCUUCGGUAGAACAACAUCACCGAGGGUUUCCCAACCUCAACAUCGCGUUACCUCCCACGGGCCUUCAACUAGGCCAAGGCGUUUCCCCAGCGUCUCUUGUCAGCUCUGGCGCCGCGUUCACAGCCGACUCGCUCUCCAUGAAUGUCGACCCGGCGGAAGAUUACUUCCGGUUCUCCGACGCUUCGUUGCAACCAGCCACGGGCGAUAUUGCCGACGUUAUCCACGCGUCCGUCUCUCUUCCCCAGACAACACGUCCGACGCCGUCACCCCUUGGCGCACCCAUGGUUGGCGACAUGGUAUCAGCGCAGACGGCCCAGUACCGCCUCCCCGCGUCGCAACCGUCAAGCCCGGUUCGUGGCGUCUUCGUGUCGGGGCAACAGCAGUAUACUUUGUCUCCAGCCGCGGGUCGCCAGCGGAGUACAACAGGAGGGCCAGUGGCGUCUGCGGUCUCGAGCGUGUCGGGGUCAGCUGCUGCGGCAGGUGUUGCCCCGCAGCUUUCCACCAAUGACAUCGCCGAGCGCCUCACCAUGGAGAAGCUGACCAUGCUUGACAAAAUUGUCAGCGAAGCACAGAGUGCGAAGGCGGCUCUCCUCAGUGGCCAAGCCGAUCAUCUGCCAGCCGCCCUCAACAAGAUCAGCAACCAGCUUGACAAGGCUGGUGAACUCGGCAUUGCGCGUACGCCACGCGAGACGACUCCAAACUCCGGGUCGAACAAUAGCAUUUCUCCAGGCAACUACUCCCCGCCAGGGCAGUCGAGCCUCAACGUCGCACCUCAGCAGCCUCUUGCUGCCCCGGCCGUGUCUGGUCAGUCUCUCCUUCCGUCGCUUCCCGUUGGCCAGCUUGGAAUCCCUUCGGCUGUGGGAACCUCUCCGGCGACGGUCCCCUCUGCAGCGUCCGCAUUGAGUUCGCCCGUCGCUUCCAACCAUAUGCGCCCUGCGACCACUUCUGUCACCGACUUUGUUGUUGGUGCCCUUCCGCAAGCUCCACCUAUUGUCCACUCUCACUCCUACUCCAACGGCCACCAGAUGCCUGGGCAGGUCCACCAUCCUUCGGCGACUGGACCGACCACGCCCGUCAAUGCAACCUUCAACCAGGCUGCCAUGGGUGUCCACAUGCCCAACGUGUCUUCGCCGUUGGCGAUACUGCCUCCCUCGCGACCCGCAAGUCCACGCAUGCACUCGCAGCAGUGGGCGCCGGACAACAAUGUCGCGGCUGCUUCGGCGGCCAUGGCAGCGGCCGCUGGCCACAGCAUGGUCGAGGCACAGCAGCAGAUGCUCCAGGCCCAGGCGGUCCAGCAGAUGCAGGCGGCCAUGAUGCACAACCAGCUGGUUCAGCAUCAGCUGCAGCAACAACAACAACAACUGCAACUGCAGCAGCAGCAGCAGCAGCAGCAGCCUCAUGCUCCUCAGCCCGAAAAGUCGCGCCGGCCGUCACUCAUCGAGCAACGUGUUGAUGGUCGUCCGAUCGUUCGCGCCCGCAGCACGUCUUCGGCCAAGCCCGGCCAGCAACUGGGUAUGUCCGCAAGCACGAGUGUGCCGCCCUCGGCAUGGCAGUCGCGUGCGGGUUCCCCGGCCGACGAUGACGACGACGACGACGACGACGAUGACGACGAAGAUGCGGCGCAGCGGCGUCCCAAGCGCAGACGCAGCUCGGCUGGUCCGGAUGUGUCCGAGGUGGGCCCUACGUCUGGUGUGCACAUCUCGGAUGAUGUUCGGAGUCAGUUGGACACAAUAUUCCUGGAGUUCUUGAGCAAGGUGUGCUCCAAUCUCGAUGCCGUGGACAACAAGGGCGAGAAGCUUCAUCAGGUGCUGAUGCCCAAGAAGAUGCAGCGCCUAGAUGAGUCGACCGAUUACCGCCCCUUCAAGUUCCGUAUCCAGGCGUUCACCAACGCAUUUCAUGAGGAGCUCAUCGGGCGUGGCAUCACCGAGGAAACUAUGUCGAUCAAGAAGGUCAAGGUGUACCUCUGGCACCAGGACCUGAUCUCGCGCUUCAAUGCCGACGGCAAAAAGGCCAAGUCCAAGGGCAACCACAUUUGGCACAUAGAUGCGAAGAAGUUACCUGGCGGAGGUUGGGUCUUCCGCCCGUUCAAGCGCAAGAUUAUCGGGACCCCACCUACUGUGAUCAACCAGCGGUAUGAAUGGGAACCCAAGAUCUGGGAUCCAAUGGCGCCGUCCAGCAGCAUCAAGCCGACCUUUUCCUCACCUCCGGGCACCCUCCCCCACUGGCUCAGGUGGGAGGACGGCAAGCUCAUCGGCAUCCCAGACGCACCCCACUCCGGCGUCCACAUCCACGUCAAGGCCGACUUUAUCGACGGCGCGCACCGUGCCUCCACGGCGACGAUGGACUUCACGAUCCAAGUCGUCACCAUGGCCAUGCCUAUGGCUCCAGAUGACCCCGUCUUCGCCAACCCCGCCAUGCAGCCGUGGGUGCCCGCCGAGCACGCGCUCGCGAUGGGCCCUCCCAUGCCGAUGAUGCAGGGCUCCAUGCCCUACGGCUCGAUCUCCAUGUACCAGCCCCAGCCGGGCUUCGGCCCUUGA